UCAGGUACUACUUUAGACGGUGUUGCUAUUAAAAAAGUUGAUUCCCAUCUUUUUGUUUUCUCCGUGGGUGGGGAUGAAGGUGAUGACUUAUCUUUGACUUUUAAAGAUACUGCUUUAGAAGAUCAAGAUGGAACUGGUGUUUACAUUAACCCCGACACUGGUGAAGUUGGAAGCGUAAGUGGAACUCAAAGUCCAACUGAAGAGUUUUCUUACACCCAUGAUAUUUUACUUUAUCAAGGCAAGAGUGAAUGGAAAGCUUGCCCAAGCGGUGAAAACAAGUACUCCUUAGUUUCUGGUAAAGAUUGUGAAGGAGGUACCGAUAUUUACUUGAAAAUGUCU
Hyphopichia burtonii NRRL Y-1933 is the source of this 339-nucleotide messenger RNA. RefSeq lists its product as uncharacterized. The annotation marks the transcript as partial. The record is from RefSeq and is a predicted model, not a curated record. NCBI's taxonomy places the organism in Eukaryota, Fungi, Ascomycota, Pichiomycetes, Serinales, Debaryomycetaceae. The transcript has a single exon.